GCAAGAAGAUUUAGAUUUCGUUUCCUGUGAGAACGAUCGCUAUGAAAGUGAAAUAUUUAAAUGGAAAAAUGAUCGGUUAGUUGAGGCCAUAGCGCAAGAAGAAUUUGAAUUUGUAAAAGAGACUUACGAAGCUAAAGCACGUGCACAUAGAAUAUAUGAAGAAGCAGAGCAGAUGCGCUUAAAGGCUAUUAAAGAAUGGCAAAAAUACUGGGUUCAAAUGGAGGCUAAAUAUGAAAAAGAAAGACUUGAAAGAAGACGACGAUUUGAAUCAGAGCAAGCUAAGAUAGAAAAUCAAAAACUGGCACAGGUUAAGGCAGCAGUGGCUGAAGAAAAAAGAAAGAGGGAAGAGGCUUUAAAAGCGGCGGAAAACGCCAAAAAAAUUCAAGAUAAUGUUAAAACUGUGACCGAAAACAAUACUAAAAAUCUUGUAUCGGACGAAAUUUUGAAACAAGAAGAGCGUUAUCGCAAUAUGCUUAAAAGCAUACAAGAUAAAUUUUCAAAGAAUUCUCAGCUGAAAUCUGCAACUACCGAAACGAGAAAGAACAUCACACUGGGAUUAAACAUUCUUACGAACGGACGAACGGAAAUUCUUAAAAUUGCUUCUCAAUUUGACGUAAUGCUGAAAAAUCAUCAAAACAAUUCGGACGUUUACUAUUUUCUUAUUAAUUAUAUUGCAAAAGGAGUAGUGGUUAGUAUUAUCAAGAAACACGCUGAAGUUGAUGUGGUAUCUAAGGAACCUGCAGCGUUCCCCUUUGCUCACUUGUGUGUGUUGAUUUCCACGCAACAUGCAGAAUUCAUGGAGUUUUUAAUGACUCGCCUUGUUAAAAAAUGUCCAUAUGUCUUACCACGUUAUCAUAUUAAACAGGCCGUAGGUUAUUUGUGGGGGGAUUUUUUUGUUGAAAAAGACAUCAUAUCUGCUGUCUGA
This is a messenger RNA of Racocetra fulgida, 925 nucleotides long. The record is from the annotation of a GenBank genome assembly. Lineage: Eukaryota; Fungi; Glomeromycota; Glomeromycetes; Diversisporales; Gigasporaceae.